Molecule: messenger RNA, 957 nt
Organism: Panthera uncia (snow leopard)
Lineage: Eukaryota; Metazoa; Chordata; Mammalia; Carnivora; Felidae
Product: olfactory receptor 139
Exons: 1
Coding region: 10-957 (315 amino acids)
Biological process (GO): G protein-coupled receptor signaling pathway
Cellular component (GO): membrane
Molecular function (GO): olfactory receptor activity; G protein-coupled receptor activity
Source: RefSeq, a predicted model, not a curated record
CAGCAGCCUAUGGAGCCAGGCGCCUGGGGGAACAGGACAACUGUCACUGAGUUCAUCCUUCUUGGCCUGACCGAAAACGUAAGACUGAAACCCAUCCUUUUUGUCGUCUUCCUCUUUGCCUAUGUACUCACCGUAGGGGGCAACUUCAGCAUCCUGGCUGCCAUCUUUGUGGAGCCCAAACUCCACACUCCCAUGUACUACUUCUUGGGGAACCUAUCUCUGCUGGACAUUGGAUGCAUCACUGUCACUGUCCCUCCAAUGCUAGCAUGUCUCCUGCCCCCCCAGUGCAGAGUCCCCUACGCUGCCUGCGUUUCACAGCUCUUCUUCUUCCACCUCCUGGCCGGUGUGGACUGUCACCUCCUGACAGCCAUGGCCUAUGACCGCUACCUGGCCAUCUGCCAGCCCCUCACCUACAGCACCCGCAUGCGCCGUGAAGUCCGGGGUGCCCUGGUGGCCAUUUGCUGCACUGUCUCCUUUAUCAAUGCUCUGACUCACACGGUGGCUCUGUCCGUGCUUGACUUCUGCGGCCCUAAUGUGGUCAACCACUUCUACUGCGACCUCCCACCCCUUUUCCGGCUCUCCUGCUCCAGUAUCCACCUCAAUGGGCAGCUGCUUUUUGUGGGGGCCACUUUCAUGGGGGUGUUCCCCAUGAUCCUCAUCUCAGUGUCUUACGCCCACGUCACAGCUGCGGUGCUACGAAUCCGUUCAGCAGAGGGGAGGAAGAAGGCCUUCUCCACGUGUGGCUCCCACCUCACCGUGGUCUGUAUCUUUUAUGGAACUGGCUUCUUCAGUUACAUGCGUCUGGGCUCAGUGUCAGCCUCAGACAAAGACAAAGGGAUUGGGAUCCUCAAUACUAUCCUCAGCCCCAUGUUGAACCCACUCAUCUAUAGCCUCCGGAACCCUGAUGUGCAGGGCGCCCUGAAAAGGGUGCUGAUGGGGAAGCGGCCUCCUGAAUGA